Messenger RNA from Acanthochromis polyacanthus (spiny chromis), 3180 nucleotides. It is a transcript of the gene mmut, whose product is annotated as methylmalonyl CoA mutase. Gene Ontology annotation, molecular function: methylmalonyl-CoA mutase activity; metal ion binding; cobalamin binding. Lineage: Eukaryota; Metazoa; Chordata; Actinopteri; Pomacentridae. The transcript has 13 exons. The record is from RefSeq and is a predicted model, not a curated record. Gene Ontology annotation, cellular component: mitochondrion. Bases 163 to 2427 code for a protein of 754 amino acids.
UCUGCGGUCAAAGGUCACUCCGUUUGAUUGUUGCAGGCGAUUGGCUGAUUCUCAAUGUUAUGAAACUCCAUUGGCUGUCCGACCACACGCCUGCUAUCAGCCUGAGACAGCACAACAAACGACAAGGUUCUCCAUGUGUGUCUGACUGAUCCAGCAGUAAGGAUGCUGACUGCACAGAGAGCGUGUGCAGCGAUGGCUGCCGGGCGCCUGAUCAGAGCUUCUGUCUCCUCCUCGUACACGCACCGAUCUCUGAUCCACACUUCCGUGCCAUGUCGGGACCAGGAGGAGCUGCAUCCUGAGUGGGCCAACUUGGCUAAGAAGCAGCUGAAGGGGAAGAACCCAGAAGAUCUGAUCUGGCGCACACCUGAGGGAAUCAACAUCAAACCCGUGUACACCAAAGCAGACACAGCAAAAAGUCCUGAUGAGCUGCCAGGAGUGUUUCCCUACACUAGAGGGCCCUAUCCUACCAUGUACACCUACAGACCGUGGACCAUCAGGCAGUACGCCGGCUUUAGCACUGUGGAGGAGAGCAACAAGUUCUACAAAGACAACAUUAAAGCCGGUCAGCAGGGUCUCUCUGUGGCCUUCGACCUCCCGACGCACCGCGGCUACGACUCCGACAACCCCAGAGUCCACGGAGACGUCGGCAUGGCUGGAGUGGCCAUAGACACCGUUGAGGACAUGAAGAUGCUGUUCGAUGGAAUCCCGCUAGAGAAGAUGUCCGUUUCAAUGACAAUGAACGGAGCAGUUAUUCCCGUGCUGGCGAUGUUUAUUGUGACUGGAGAGGAGCAGGGCGUGUCCAAAGCCAAACUGACCGGCACAAUUCAGAAUGAUAUUUUGAAGGAGUUUAUGGUACGCAACACCUAUAUCUUCCCCCCGGAACCUUCCAUGCACGCCAUUGCAGACAUCUUUGCGUACACGUCCAAGCACAUGCCUAAGUUCAACUCCAUCUCCAUCAGUGGCUACCAUCUUCAGGAGGCUGGAGCUGAUGCCAUCUUGGAAGUAGCCUACACCAUCGCCAACGGCCUGGAGUACUGCCGCACUGGUCUGAAAGCAGGUUUAACCAUCGACGAGUUCGCCCCAAGGCUGUCGUUCUUCUGGGGUAUUGGCAUGAAUUUCUACAUGGAAAUUGCCAAGCUGAGGGCAGCCAGAAGGUUAUGGGCCACACUCAUUAAAGAGAAUUUCCAGCCCAAGAAUGCCAAGUCUCUCCUCCUCCGCACACACUGCCAGACUUCAGGCUGGUCUCUCACCGAACAAGAUCCGUACAACAACGUGAUCCGCACAGUGAUCGAAGCCAUGGCCGCUGUGUUCGGGGGAACCCAGUCGCUGCACACCAACUCUUUCGACGAAGCUCUCGGUUUGCCGACGGUGAAGAGCGCUCGCAUCGCCAGGAACACCCAGAUCAUCAUCCAGGAGGAGUCGGGGAUCCCAAAAGUGGCUGAUCCAUGGGGAGGCUCGCACAUGAUGGAGUCCCUCACAGACGAUGUCUAUAACACAGCCCUGAAGUUCAUUAAAGACAUUGAGGAGAUGGGAGGCAUGGCUAGAGCUGUGGCGGAGGGCAUUCCAAAGCUUCGUAUUGAAGAAUGUGCUGCACGUAGACAGGCCCGCAUCGAUUCAGGAUCGGAGGUCAUCGUCGGGGUGAACAAGUACCGUCUGGAAAAAGAGGAGACUGUGGAGGUGCUGGCCAUAGAUAACACCAUCGUACGCCAGAAACAGAUUGAAAAACUGAAAAAGGUGAGAGAGACUCGGGACCCAGAGGCAGCCAAGAAGUGCCUGGCAGCCAUUGAGGAGUGUGCUCGAACCAGGGAGGGCAACCUGUUGGCCCUGGCCGUGGAGGCAUCACGAGCCAGAUGCUCUGUUGGUGAAAUAACUGACGCCAUGAAGAGUGUGUUUGGUGAACACAAGGCCAGCACCAGGAUGGUGAGCGGCGCUUAUCGCAGUGAGUUUGGAGAGCAUGAGGAGAUCGCUCUGGCCCACAACAGAGUUGCAGAUUUUAAGAAGCACGAGGGCAGGAACCCUCGUCUGCUGGUGGCAAAGAUGGGUCAGGACGGCCAUGACAGAGGAGCCAAAGUCAUCGCCACAGGGUUUGCUGACCUCGGCUUUGACGUAGACAUCGGACCGUUGUUUCAGACUCCCCUGGAAGUGGCCCAGCAGGCCGUGGAUGCAGAUGUUCACUGCGUGGGGGUCAGCACGCUCGCUGCCGGACACAAGACGCUCGUCCCAGAGCUCAUCAAGGAACUACGGAAGCUCAACAGACCGGACAUCCUGGUCAUCUGCGGAGGUGUCAUCCCGCCACAGGACUAUGAGUUCUUGUACCAGAGCGGAGUUUGUGCCAUCUUCGGACCAGGAACCAGGAUCCCACAAGCUGCAGUGGAGGUUAUUGACAACAUUGAGAAGAGCCUGGAAAGCAUACGGCAGGCUAUGUAAACACAAACAAACAAAAAACAAUACUACGUGUUUAUUUGUGUCACAAAUCAGAGCCAACACUUCAGUACAUAAUCUGUUUGAGAAUGGAAAAAACAAAAUGUCAUUGCCCACUGUGAGCUCGCUGUUGCAGUGUUGCAUUCUCUGUAGAUUCAUAUUUUGAAUGUUAAUUGCUCAUAGUUGCUUUUUGUUGUAUUUCUGUCACGGUAUCACAAACUCUAAAGAUGCAAUGUCGCACAUCACCGCUUUAGUUUGGUAAAUUAACUUUAGCUUGGUAAUUAACAGAUUUACCCGUUGCAGCACGCCUGUGUGUGAAUUGCAUUGAUAGAAAGGUUGGUAAUAUCCUGUAAAUAUCCCACAAAUUCCAGAAUAUGAUUUUAAACCCAAAAUACUUCCAUAUGUGCAAUAGACUUACCCACACUUAAGCAAAACCUUAAAACAUACACUAUUUAUUGAGGCUAUCAUGUGACAGAAAUUCAGCUUCAGGUGAGUAUUUUUUGUCAUCUAAGAUAAAACACCAGACAACCUGCUCCGUUACUGUGGAUUGGAUUAGUGUCAGUGUGGUGUCUUCUUUUCAUGGAUAUUAUCAUCCAGACAGUGGCCUUCUCAUCUCAUCUCAUCAAUUUAAUUUAAGCAGCUUCUGUUCAAGGAUCAACUCACAGCACACUGGUAGCGGUGUGUGAAGCAGUUGGAAAUAGUAUUUUUCUACUUGUUCUGAAUCAGGUUUGAUCUCAAUAAAGUCUGUGAACUUUGGAA